Molecule: messenger RNA, 756 nt
Organism: Parnassius mnemosyne (clouded apollo)
Lineage: Eukaryota; Metazoa; Arthropoda; Insecta; Lepidoptera; Papilionidae
Source: the annotation of a GenBank genome assembly
AUGGCGUCUCAUUUAAGCACAAAGGAUAGGUUGUUGUCGAUAAUAGAUGACAUGGAACUAAUUGCUAAAGAAAUGAUCGAGGUUUCAAUAGCACCGAAAGCACAAAAGUUGUCAGCCGCUGACCAUGCUCAACUGACUGAUUUACUCCUUGCGAAAGACGCAGAGUUAAAAAAAACUUUAGAAUUAGCUGACGAACAAGCAAAGAUUCAGCAAAAAAUGAAUGAACUAAAAGCUGAAGUAGAUAAUAAGGAUCAGGAUAUUCAUCACUUACAAAGACAGCUUAAAGAUGCUGAACAAAUUUUAGCCACAUCAUUAUAUCAAGCAAGGCAAAAACUAGCAUCAAUUGUAAAGUCAAGGAAGAGGCCAGUUCCAUCGGAAGAAUUGAUAAAAUUUGCUCAUAGAAUUAGUGCAUCAAACGCAGUCAGCGCACCAUUAUCUUGGCAGCCUGGAGAUCCAAGGCGGCCUUAUCCAACAGAUCUCGAAAUGCGAUUAGGGAUGCUUGGUAGACUUUGUGAUUUGCCACUGAACGGCCACACACCAUCCACACUUAAUGAACUACACAGAAUAACUACUGGAGGAGUGCCAGCAUCAGCCACCAACCAAUUCACUUGGCACUCGUCUGGAGAACUUCACAUGUCAGUUGGUGGAGGAAACUCUGUAGCAAUAGAUGGACGAGGAAAAGACGCUCCCAAUCAAGAAGAUGUAGAAGUUAUGUCGACUGAUUCUAGUUCAAGUUCUAGUAGUGACUCACAGUAA